AUGGAUGUGUACUUCGAAACUCAGAAUGGCAGAAAGUUUUGCAUUGAAUUAGGUUACUGGGACACAGUGUUGGAGAUCAAAAAGAAGAUCGAGAAGUAUCAACGUAUCCCUGUUCCCAAUCAAACCCUUUUCUUCGGCAAUGCUCUUGAAGACCAUCUUGAUAUCGGUCAAUGCAAGAUUCUCCAAAACUCUCAUGUCGUACUCUUCGUCCUUCCAGACCCUAAUGACAACAACGAUCAAGUUCUUCAAACGGAGGAGCAACCUCCUAUAAUCGGAGAUCUCAUUUACGGUGAGGAUUUGCCUUUGACAACUGAAGUUGUUUUGAAUAUUCGACCUUUUUGCCCAGUUCAAGAUUCUCCGGUGAGAAACAACGAUCAAUCUCCACCGUCAGACGCAGCAAAAGAUAUCAUCAAAGGUCAUCAAGAUUCGCCGGUGAGAAACAACGAGCAAACUCCACCGUCAGACUCGGUUAAAGAGAACACUAACAUUCAAGAUUCGCCUGUGGGGAAGAUAAUACUAACAUUACGGGUGAUGCCAUAUUCCGGCAAGAUUAAAGCUGCGAAGAAUCUUCAUUUUAUUACGUACAAGACGUAUAGGGUGAAAAUGCUGAGACAAGAGUUGGUUCAGAAUGAACUAAGGGAUCAUUUAGAUCGGCCUCAAGAUGGUGAUUAUUUCUUCGUACACAAAGGGAGAGUAUUGAACGAAGAUCAGUCAUUCGAGUGGAACAGUGUUGCUCACACUGAUAUUGUUGAGAUCGUUCCCGAUCCGUGGCUCUAUUAG
Arabidopsis thaliana (thale cress) is the source of this 780-nucleotide messenger RNA. RefSeq names its product Ubiquitin-like superfamily protein. Lineage: Eukaryota; Viridiplantae; Streptophyta; Magnoliopsida; Brassicales; Brassicaceae. The record is from RefSeq and is marked reviewed. The transcript has a single exon. The coding region runs from base 1 to 780 and encodes 259 amino acids.